Molecule: messenger RNA, 2045 nt
Organism: Ixodes scapularis (black-legged tick)
Lineage: Eukaryota; Metazoa; Arthropoda; Arachnida; Ixodida; Ixodidae
Exons: 4
Coding region: 1164-1688 (174 amino acids)
Molecular function (GO): serine-type endopeptidase inhibitor activity
Source: RefSeq, a predicted model, not a curated record
AGGGACAACGAUCGCAAUGUUGCCCAUGCUCAUUGCCACUGCACAAAUUGAAUCAUAGUAGCCAAACCAUCAUCCUGGGAUACGUCAAUUGCUCUACGCGUUUUGUCAAAUACUUUGAUUUGCUGUGCGCGCAACUUACCAGUAGCUGUGUGACCCUAUACUAACAGAUAACAUUAGGCAGCCAAACACACACUAGCAAGUAGCCUGUUGGUUUACGAUUUUAACACGCCCUUUCACACAUGGACUUAAAGCGCCGUUUACUCUGUCGUGUUUGCGGAUAAUGUUGGCAACAAAAAGGUAACGUUGUCGCACUUCCCUUAAGUGAAACAUUAACUCUAUGUGACUCACAGCUUAAGAAGUAUAGGGCAUGAAGUUCAAAGUUCUUACUCAUUGAUUCGUUGUUCGGUGUUUCUAUCGGCUGUGCUUUGUUUCAGCUUAAGUCCAGACGCAGCUGACGCUACGAGCUAAUGGAACCAAUCAAACAGCGUCAAAAUUGACAGUCGCUAGGUCGUCCCUGUACCUGUUUGGUCCAGCGAUAACAGAACAUGCACAUUAACACGAUGAACACCAUGAGGCUGUGCUUUGACGCUGUCCGAUUGGUCUUCACAGCUCGUAGCGCCGGUUGCUUCUAGACCUAAAGUAAAACGAAAUACAAUGGCGCAAUUUUAGUGGCUAAAGAGCGAUAAUAACAUCUUCGCUACUUGUCACGCCCUGCGGUUCUUAAAUCGCCAGAGACUGUAGGCAUGGUAAUGCAACCAGAAGUGUCCUAAACAAAAAUUAAGAACAGUAAACUUGUAUUCUUUAAUAUUGUAAAAAAAUAAUUUGCACGUUGAUAAACAUCAAGUAGUUCUACCAAUUACUUUGAUUUGGAUGAAGACAACUGCCGCAAACAAACCUUAUCCGAGCUUGAACGUUGCGCAACGGUACAACGACCAGAGGUUCGUAAGAAGGCAUUAACCGAAUUGUUUAGCGGCUUGGCCCGAUUUUGUCCUGGCCUCGCUUUGGGGCUACCGGACCAGCUUAGACUUCAGGAGCGUAUAUUUCUGCUUGCGAACUGUGCAGGUCUGGAGGGAGGGAGCGGAAGUCCCUUGUGCCCCGAAUUGGACGUAGACGUUGAAACGCCGCCGCUCGAUAACGCUUCAUCUGUUGAGGGGACACCUAUUAUGGCCGCUGAAGGAAGGUCUUCUGGGGAAAGGCGCAACACGUCGGUAGACAAUAUGACACACGAAGUCGUAAAAGGCCCGUGCGUCAGGUCCGUCGUUCGACGCUGCUUCCCGGCCGACAUGGUGUACCAAUUCUUCUACUCGAAGCGCGGCAGGAAGUGCACCGCCCUGGGCAAGAACACCAGCACGUGCCUCCGGAACGCCAACCGUUUCCGGACCUUCGCCGCUUGCAAUCAGGCCUGCCGCCGUUCCACGCUCGCUCCUAAGAUGACGUCAGAAUCUGGCAGGAAACCGACGCCGAUUUCCGGUCACGUGAUCUACGAUGCGAAAGGAUGCAGAUUGCGUCCGUCUCUGGGACCGUGCACUUCGGGAGACCGGCGCAGGGCCGAGUUUUACUUCGACACGUCCAGUCAGGUGUGCGAACGACGUAGCGACGGCGAGUGCGCCGAUGAGGGCUACGCGACGCUGAAGGCCUGUCUCUGGGCGUGCCACGUUGGCAUCGAGGGCGCAGUCGUGGCCACGUAGAUGAUGAACGCUGACGCUGCCAGCCAUUCCCCUUGCCAGAACUGAUAUAGUCACUGACAACUUAGGAUGCGCAGGGUGUGUCAAACUGUGAGUAUCUGAUUGUCACUCCCCAGUCAAUACGAUUGCGGCAAUGGUCGAUAAGAAGGCCGAAGCACCAAUCACGAAGCAAGAAGCACGAUCGCUAUAGACCGCAACCUUCGUUUCUCAAGCUCUCAGUGACUAUACAUGAGUCCUAGUCUAUUACCGAUUUUUAUAUGAUGAUGAUCAGAAUUCGCAUUUCCAGUUGGGUUUUGAUAGAAGGGUGAAGCCGACGCGACAUGUUAACAUACAAUAAAUAAACUCCUACUUUUUCUGUUC